CUGUGUACCCUCACCCGCGCCAGGCCACCCCUCAGCUGAAGAUCAGUGCCCCAGAUCCUUUAGCGAGGCGGUAGCUGGAGUCGGGGACAGCAGAAGAGGACCGAGCUAAACUCACCUGGCAUACGGCGAGGAUGGCUCGUCGGCUAUUUUUGGUCAGUCCUGACCAAGGGCCGGUUAACCAGGCAGUUUUCUUCUGCUCUGGGUUGUGAGUUCAGUGUUAAGGAUCGAGCGUGUGCCUGGGCCUGGGUUCUCCAAGUGGUUAAAUAGCUUGCGUGUCCAGAAGGACUCUGAUCGUGAUUCGGUACCCCUGCACCCCCAGUUGGGGUAGGCGGAGCCUGCUGGGGGGUGAUGAUGCUAGCCGGCGGUGGGGACUGAUCUGGCGGUGGCUGUCCUGGCUUCUGCUCUGGCUGUACUCCUAACUUCCUCUGCGACCUUGGAAAGAGCUCAGAUCAGUACUAAGGUCUCAGUUGGAACAGUUUACUGGGGGAGCCACUGUGACCUCCGACGCCACCUCUCCUGCCUGCUGCGUUCCCUGUCACUCCCCGCGCUCAGCCUGACACACUUGAGAGUGGAUGGUACCCGCCAGCUCGUUUGUUCCCUGCUUGUCCACACUAAGGAGAGGCUGCAGUUCCCUGGCAGCCCAGUUCUGCAACGUGAUCCUGGGAGCAGCCUGAGAGCCCAGGAGCUCGCGCUGCUUUUGCACCUCCGGGCCAUUAAUAUCCUGCAGAAGCCGCCUCUGCGUACAUCACCCAGGCCAACUCACGGUCAGGCCUCCCUUGCCGUCCUCUCUCGGGUGAACCUGGUCACCAUGACGCUGCUGCACCCAGCCCUGCCCAGCUGCCUUCUGCUGGCCUUGCUCACCUGCAGCGCUGCUCCCCAGGCACUGGCAAGGUCUGCAGCCCAGCCGCCCGUCAGUGCAGCCUCUUUCCUGGACAACCUCAUGCAGCGCUAUGGUGAGGGCGACAGCCUCACCCUGCCGCAGCUGAAGGCCCUGCUCAACCACCUGGAUGUGGGAGUGGGCCGCGAUAACGUCACCCAGCAUGCACAGGGACACAGGAACCUCUCCACGUGCUUUAGUUCCCAAGACCUCUUCGCUGCCCACAAUUUCAGCAAUGAGUCAAGGAUUGGGAGGAAUGAGUUGCAGGAAUUCUGCCCCACCGUCCUACAGCAGCUGGACUCACGGGCCUGCUCGGCUGAGAACCAGGAGAACGAGGAGAACGAGCAGACGGAGGAGGGGAAGCCGAGCUCCCUGGAAGUGUGGGGAUACGGUCUCCUCUGUGUCACCGUCAUCUCCCUCUGCUCCCUCAUGGGGGCCAGCGUGGUGCCCUUCAUGAAGAAGAUCUUUUACAAGAGGCUGCUGCUCUACUUCAUAGCUCUGGCGAUUGGAACCCUCUACUCCAACGCCCUCUUCCAGCUCAUCCCCGAGGCUUUUGGUUUCAACCCUCUGGAAGACGAUUAUGUUCACAAGUCUGCAGUGGUGUUUGGGGGCUUCUACCUUUUCUUUUUUACAGAGAAGAUCUUGAAGAUGCUUCUUAAGCAGAAGAACGAGCACCAUCACGGACAUAACCACUUCGCUUCGGAGACGCUUCCUUCCAAGAAGGACCAGGAGGAAGGCGUGACGGAGAAGCUGCAGAAUGGGGACCUGGACCACAUGAUUCCUCAGGCCUGCGGCAGUGAGCUAGACAGCAGGAACCCCAGCAUGGACGAGAAGGUCAUUGUGGGCUCACUGUCUGUGCAGGACCUGCAGGCUUCACAGAGCGCCUGCUACUGGCUGAAAGGCGUGCGCUACUCUGACAUCGGCACCCUGGCCUGGAUGAUCACCCUGAGCGAUGGGCUGCACAAUUUCAUCGACGGCCUGGCAAUUGGGGCCUCCUUCACCGUGUCUGUUUUCCAAGGCAUCAGCACCUCGGUGGCCAUCCUGUGCGAGGAGUUCCCGCACGAGCUGGGCGACUUCGUCAUCUUGCUCAACGCCGGGAUGAACAUCCAGCAGGCCCUCUUCUUCAACUUCCUCUCUGCCUGCUGCUGCUACGUGGGCCUGGCCUUCGGCAUCCUGGCAGGCAGCCACUUCUCCCCCAACUGGAUUUUCGCUCUGGCUGGAGGAAUGUUCCUGUAUAUUGCCCUAGCUGAUAUGUUCCCCGAGAUGAACGAGGUCUGCCAGGAGGACGAAAGGAGCGGCAGCACCCUGGUGCCCUUUGUCAUCCAGAACCUGGGCCUCCUGACUGGCUUUACCAUCAUGCUGCUCCUCACCAUGUACUCCGGGCAGAUCCAGAUCGGGUAGGGCCCUGCGGGGCCACUGACGUCGCAAGGCAGGCGCUGGGCUGCCUGUCCCUGCCGGGGACUCGCCACGCACGCGGCACACAGAAGGGGCAGCGCUAGACGCCGCCGUGGACUGUCGCCUGUGUGCGGAUGUUGGCUGUGUCCCAGAAAGCGAGCCGCGCGGUAGCCAUUCUCUAGGUAGUGCCUCGCCCCUCUCCUUGCUCCUUCCUCACGGUCACGCUGGAACCCGAGUGUCGCACACAGGACAAGCCUCUCCCUUUCUCUCUGGUUACUCUGAUCUCCCUCGGAAGCAACACCAUGAGAUUUGGCCUCUUGGACCCUGCAGUGUAAAAACAGCAGCGGUCAUAGCCUGGGUAGAAACCUCAGCAGGUGAACCCUGGGGGCCUGCGAAUCGAAAUUGCAUCCUGGACCUCAAGCUGUCCCUUUUGAUU
Messenger RNA from Chinchilla lanigera (long-tailed chinchilla), 2708 nucleotides. It is a transcript of the gene Slc39a14, whose product is annotated as solute carrier family 39 (zinc transporter), member 14. The transcript has 13 exons. Gene Ontology annotation, biological process: intracellular zinc ion homeostasis; zinc ion import across plasma membrane. Gene Ontology annotation, cellular component: membrane. Gene Ontology annotation, molecular function: zinc ion transmembrane transporter activity. The record is from RefSeq and is a predicted model, not a curated record. Lineage: Eukaryota; Metazoa; Chordata; Mammalia; Rodentia; Chinchillidae. Bases 809 to 2278 code for a protein of 489 amino acids.